CAGCGCCGCAGCAUUGGUCGGCAGCACUGACAUCAGCUAGCGAGGGCGGGGCAGCCUCUUAUAAGAGGGCGCGGCGGAGGCCACCGAUCCUCCGCAGCCCGCUGUCCGCCUGCUUCUCAGCUCAAGCCGUUUGAAGUCAGCAUGAGGGAGAUCGUGCACAUCCAGGCCGGCCAGUGCGGCAACCAGAUAGGGGCCAAGUUCUGGGAGGUCAUCAGUGAUGAACAUGGCAUAGACCCCAGUGGCAACUACGUGGGGGACUCAGACCUGCAGCUGGAACGCAUCAGCGUGUACUACAAUGAGGCCUCCUCUCACAAGUAUGUGCCCAGAGCCAUUCUGGUGGACCUGGAACCUGGAACCAUGGACAGUGUGCGGUCUGGAGCCUUUGGGCACCUAUUCAGGCCUGACAACUUUAUCUUUGGUCAGAGUGGCGCUGGCAACAACUGGGCCAAAGGGCACUAUACUGAGGGCGCAGAGUUGGUGGACUCAGUCCUGGAUGUCGUGCGGAAGGAGUGUGAAAACUGCGACUGCCUGCAGGGCUUCCAGCUGACACACUCGCUGGGCGGGGGCACAGGCUCAGGCAUGGGCACGCUGCUCAUCAGCAAGGUGCGUGAGGAGUACCCUGACCGCAUCAUGAACACCUUCAGCGUGGUGCCCUCGCCCAAAGUGUCGGACACUGUGGUGGAGCCCUACAACGCCACCCUGUCCAUCCACCAGCUGGUGGAGAACACGGAUGAAACCUACUGUAUCGACAAUGAGGCCCUCUACGACAUCUGCUUCCGCACCCUCAAGCUGGCCACACCCACCUAUGGGGACCUCAACCACCUCGUGUCUGCUACCAUGAGUGGAGUCACUACCUCCCUUCGAUUCCCCGGUCAACUCAAUGCUGACCUCCGCAAGCUGGCUGUCAACAUGGUGCCCUUCCCCCGCUUGCACUUCUUCAUGCCUGGCUUUGCCCCACUUACAGCCCGGGGCAGCCAGCAGUACCGUGCCCUGACGGUACCUGAGCUUACCCAGCAGAUGUUUGAUGCCAAGAAUAUGAUGGCUGCCUGUGACCCACGCCACGGCCGUUACCUGACAGUGGCCACUGUCUUCCGUGGGCGCAUGUCCAUGAAGGAGGUGGAUGAGCAGAUGCUGGCCAUCCAGAGUAAGAACAGCAGCUACUUCGUGGAGUGGAUCCCCAACAAUGUCAAGGUAGCCGUGUGCGAUAUCCCACCCCGCGGGCUCAAGAUGUCAUCCACCUUCAUCGGCAACAGCACGGCCAUCCAGGAGCUCUUCAAGCGCAUCUCGGAGCAGUUCACAGCCAUGUUCCGGCGCAAGGCCUUCCUGCACUGGUACACGGGCGAGGGCAUGGAUGAGAUGGAGUUCACCGAGGCCGAGAGCAACAUGAAUGACCUGGUGUCUGAGUACCAGCAGUACCAGGAUGCCACAGCUGAGGAGGAGGGUGAAAUGUACGAAGAUGAUGACGAGGAAUCCGAAGCCCAGGGGCCCAAGUGAAGUUGCUCCCAGCUGGGGUGUGGGGCCAAGUGGCAGCCAGGGCCAAGCCAAGCAGCAUCUGUCCCCCAGAGCCAUCUAGCUACUGACACUGCCCCCAGCUUUGCUCCCCAGGCUCACUAGGGCAUCCUAGGGCUCCCAGGUUAAAGUCCUUCAGUAUCUAUGGCCGUCCCCGCCCCACAUGAGUCCACUUGGCUCUGUCCUCCCCAUUUAGGCCACCUCUGUAAUUGUGUUGCUCAUUUGUCUGUUUUAUUACGGCUCCAGGCCUGAUGUUUUAUGGUUUGUUUUGGUUUUUUUACUGAGUUGUGUUUAUAUUUGGAGGGGGGUAUACUUAAUAAAGUCUCUGCUGUCAGA
Messenger RNA from Alexandromys fortis (reed vole), 1845 nucleotides. RefSeq names its product tubulin beta 3 class III (gene Tubb3). The record is from RefSeq and is a predicted model, not a curated record. Lineage: Eukaryota; Metazoa; Chordata; Mammalia; Rodentia; Cricetidae. The transcript has 4 exons. Bases 142 to 1494 code for a protein of 450 amino acids. Gene Ontology annotation, molecular function: GTPase activity; structural constituent of cytoskeleton; GTP binding. Gene Ontology annotation, biological process: mitotic cell cycle; axon guidance; microtubule cytoskeleton organization. Gene Ontology annotation, cellular component: cytoplasm; microtubule.